AAACAGCAGAGCUCUGCGAAAACGACUUUUACCUAUCCGCAUCCAACAUCAACUGGGAGCCAACGGACGACGUUAAAACCCGUCAGGUCUCUCACAUAAAUGUCCCUAUGGAUUACUAAUACACUUUCGUCGAAAAAAAGAAGUGUUUCUCAACUUGGCAGCAUAGCCUCAGAUUCAUUACACUGGUCACCCAGAGGACUCAUAGAGAGAUGAAGACUUUAGAGGAGCCCCCCUACUUGACAGUAGGGACAGAUGUGAGUGCCAAGUACCGAGGGGCUUUCUGUGAGGCCAAGAUUAAGACUGCUAAGAGGCUAGUCAAGGCCAAGGUGACCUUUAAACCAGAUCUGUCCACUGCUGAGGUUCAUGAUGAAAACAUCAAAGGACCUUUAAAGGUGGGGGCUGUCGUGGAGGUGAAGAAUCAGGAUGGAGUUUACCAGGAGGCAACAAUCAAUAAGCUGACCGACGCGAGCAUAUACACUGUUGUGUUUGACGACGGCGAUGAGAAGACCCUGAGACGAUCCUCUCUUUGCCUGAAAGGAGCGCGUCACUUCGCAGAGAGCGAGACGCUCGACAGACUCCCCCUUACUAACCCCGAGCACUUCGGGACACCUGUCAUUGGUAAGAAGGGCAACCGCGGCAGACGAUCAAACCCAGUCCAAGAAGAAGAGUUGUCUUCAUCUUCCAGUGAAGAAGAGGAGAGUGACCAGCGACAGAAUGAGGACCUGUUUGGCAAAGUGGUCUCCGUGGAGGGUGUCCCCACCGGGGACAAAAAGAAGACCACGUGGUAUCCUGCGCUGGUCAUCUCCCCGGACUGCCAUGAAGACGUUACUGUGAAGAAGGACAACGUCUUCGUCCGCUCUUUCAAGGAUGGGAAAUUUUAUAUGGUGCUGAGGAAGGACAUACGCGAGAUAAACAGCGACUGUCCCCCAAAAGCUGAUGCAGGUCUCAAACCAGCGCUGGACUCAGCCUUGGAGUUCCAGGAGCACUUGGUCAUACCCGGCACCUGGAAGACGGAAGUGAAAGAGGAAAGUUCCAGCAGUGAGGAUGAGGAGGAUGAUGAAGAGGAAGACCAGGAGGAGGAUGCCAGUGGUGAAGAAGAGGAGGAGGAAGUGGAGCCAUUCCCGGAGGAGAGGGAGAACUUUCUGCAGCAGCUGUACAAGUUUAUGGAAGACAGAGGAACUCCCAUCAACAAACGACCUGUUCUGGGCUACAGGAACCUGAACCUGUUCAAACUCUACAGGCUGGUGCACAAACUGGGAGGCUUUGACAAUAUUGAAAGUGGCUCUGUUUGGAAGCAAGUCUAUCAGGAUCUGGGAAUUCCUGUGCUCAACUCAGCCGCUGGCUACAAUGUCAAAUGUGCUUACCGCAAGUACUUGUAUGGUUUUGAGGAGUACUGCACAUCCACUGCAAUCACCUUCAGAAUGGACCUCCCGCUGAAGCAGGGUCCCAAGGGGGAAGUGAAGUCUGAAGGAGAAGCGGGAGGAAACGCUCCCACGUCAUCCACCUCAGAAGAGCCCACAGCAAAGGCGAAUGAAGAAUCCUGUACUACACAGUCUGUAGAUUGCAAGGAGGAAAAACCUGAUUUGACCCGAACCAAAAUGGAUACCGAACCAUUAAAGAGUGACGAAAAGGACAGUGGAAACGAUGAUGAUGAUGAUGAGGAGGAGGAGGAGGGGGAUGAGGAGGAGGAGGAGGAGGAGGAGGAUGAUGAUGAUGAAGAAGAUGGUCCACAUGAGGGAAAAGCUAAUGAGGACUUGUUGACACAAAACGUCGGGCCUGAGAACAUGAAGCAGGAGCCCGGCGAGGAGCAAGAGAGCAAGGACAACUCUGGGGAUGACAGCAGUCAGGAGGGGGAGGAAGGGGAGGAGUUUGAGUGUUACCCCCCGGGGAUGAAGGUGCAGGUGAGGUAUGGGCGAGGCCGCAAUCUGAAGACGUACGAGGCCACUGUGAAAGAGGCAGACGUGGAGGGGGGAGAGGUGCUCUACCUGGUGCACUACUGUGGCUGGAACGUCAGAUAUGAUGAAUGGAUCAAAGCUGACAAGAUUGUGCGCCCUGCCAAUAAGAAUGUACCAAAAAUAAAACACCGCAAAAAAAUAAAGAACAAAGCUGAGAGGGAACGAGACAGGUUGGAGAGGCUCAAUGACAGAGACGUCCUUGGCCCUUCGUCCAAUGCAAAUCGCCUCCCUCGCUCCAAAUGUGGGCUGAGUCAGGAUGUCUUUUCCAAGAUGGAUGAGGGCGAGGACAAAGGGACUCAGCAGCCUCCGGUCAAGUCCAUUGAAAUCACUUCUAUCCUCAAUGGUCUGCAAGCGGAGAUGUCUACGGACGAAAGUGAGCACGAGGAUGAGGAAGGGGAACAAAAUGAAGAGGAUCGCCCAGGUUGCAGAGGCAGCCUCAGGAAGCCCCCCUCAGAGCCACUGCAAACGUCAGAGCACUGGGAGGGUGGGGCCCCUCCCGAAGGAUCCAAACCUCCUCCAGUCUCAGGAAAAAGCCAGGAUUUAGUCAGUCCAGAGAGCACUGAUGUCGGAAAGCGCAGAAACCAAUCGGAGGCAGAGGGAGAUGUGAGCACCAAGAAGCGGAAAUCCGACAGUGCAGUGGAGAGAACUUUGAGAGGUCAAUCCAAAGCUAAGUCCAGAAACACCAGGAGCGCCGACUGGCUCCCGGGAGGCUCUCCCAAGAAGCUGGAAGACAGAGCGGCGGGCCCUGGAGAGGAGAGGGGAGCCACGUUGAGCAGCAGUUCUGAUGAUGAGGCUGCAGCGCUGGCCGAGUCCCAUGCUGAGGAAUGUGAGCGAAGCCGCUCAAAAACCAAAGGCUCUCCUUCCAAGAAGUACAGUGGGAUUAAGGAGAAGAACAAAAGUAGCAGACAAGCUGCGUUCUGGGAGGUUCCUGAGAAGAGGCCCAAAAUGUCUGGGAAUGCAGAAGAACGACCUGCCGUUCGCGCUAAGGGACAAAAAGACGUGUGGUCCAGCAUUCAGGCCCAGUGGCCCAAGAAGACACUCAAAGAGCUGUUCUCCGACUCGGACACGGAGGCAGCCAAUUCUCCUCCACCACCUGUUCCCUCAUGUAUGGAGGAGCCACGUGUGGAGCAGGAGCUCGGGCCUGAGGAUGAAGCCUCAGAGGAGCAGAUGGAGAACGACAAACUGCAGGAGUUCCCGAGCAGUGGCAGCAACUCUGUUCUUAACACACCACCAACCACGCCAGAGUCCACAUCCGGAGGAGGCAGUGCUCAGGAAGAAUCUAGUCAAGCACAGCCAUCCUCGCCACCACCGUCCAUCCCUUUCACUUUGCCUUCAGAGCCGGUUUCUGAUGCUCUGCCUUCAGGACCCACACAGGAGGAAGUGACAGGCGGCCGCAGCGAGACGGACAGCAGCACGGUGGAAGUGGAAAGCCUCGGAGGGGAGCAAGACCUCCCUCAGGAUGAAGGGGCGGGUUCCCCAUCAAAGGUGUUUGACGUCAGCCUCUCCUGCAACAGUAGCAGCAUCUGCAGUCUGGAGUUGAGCAACAGCAGCCAACAGGAGAGUGAGCAGAAGUCCAAAGCGUCUGUGAGUCAGAAGCGGCAGAAAGAAUCACAGCCAGGUGGAGCCUCAAAGAAACAUAAGCCAAACCGCAAGAGCCUAGGUGUGCCUCCCAAAAAGAAUAGGAAAACAGCCAACAGCAGUGACAGCGAGGACCAGUCUGUGGCUGAGGGCACUGCCAAAACAACUGCCUCUAAGAACAACGUAUCCGACGUGAAGGCUGCCACUUCGCCCAAGUGUCACGGGCGAUCUCCCCCCUCGAGCCAUAAGUACCACAAGCACGGUGAAGCUGACCACCCCCAGCAUCGGGACAACCAUGGAAGAUCACCACGCGUGUACAAGUGGAGCUUCCAGAUGUCGGACUUGGAGAAGAUGAGCAGCCUGGAGAGGAUCGCUUUCCUUCAGGAGAAGCUGCAGGACAUCAGGAACCACUACCACUCCCUCAAGUCUGAGGUGGCCUCCAUUGACAGACGCCGAAAACGCAUGAAGAAGAAAGAACGGGAAAGCACUGUGGCUGCUUCCUCUUCCUCAUCGUCAUCCUCCUCGCCGUCCUCCAGCUCACUGACGGCGGCCGUAAUGCUGACGCUGGCCGACCCUCCGGUCUCAUCCUCAUCCUCCUCAUCUCAGAACUCUGGGGUAUCAGUGGAGUGCAGGUGACAGGACGAACCAGCAACGAGCCACCGCACUAAGCACUUAACCAGCACCCUGGGGUCACCACCCCCGCUACCUUCCAACAGGACGGUCAAGUCAACCUGCAUACUGUAACUACUGGGGCACAAAAAAGAACAGACCAGAGACAAAAAAACAAGAAACAAGCACUAUUUUCUAUUGACAACUGUUUCCUUGGCAAGCUAAUGGCACUUAAGUGCACUUUUAUGAAGAUUGUGUAGGGAUGACAUUUGUCAAAAAUAUAUACAGAUUUGUCUUAUGCGCUCUCCUCAAUUGAACAUUUAUAAGAAUUGUUUUUGCAAGCAAUAACUGUUUCCAUUUGAUAAAGUUCUAUUGGUAAGGGAUGAUUUUCACUGAAGACCUCUUUGCUCUGUCCUCAGAGUUCCACAUGGUGCAGCCUGUGCUGGCCAUAUUAUUAUUAUUAGUAUUAUCAUUAUUACUAUUAUUAUUAUUGUUAUUAUUAUUAAUAAUAUUAUCGUUAUUAGGGGAAUUCAGAGGAACACUGCCACAUUGGCAUCAAGCACGUGUGAAAUGUAAUUUUUGCCAUGGUUCUCUGUCCACUGUCACUUAAAAAAGGCCUUAGUGUGGCUAAACCUCAAGUGGUUGACUUGCAUACGGGCACGUGGGCCUGUACACUGGUAGUGGAUCGAUGGAUGCACUGCAGGUCCACUGACGGAGUCGGUGAAUACAUUUGGAAUGAUACUGUAGUGCAGCCGUGGUCAACCCUGAUCCUCAGCAGCCACGGCCCUUCUUGUUUCCCUGAUUACCUGCAUCAGUGAAGCAGAAGCUGUGUGCACAGAGAAGGGUGAAAGACAAGUAGGGUGGUGACCCUCGGGGCCAGAGCUGAUCGUCGCUGCUGUUGUGCCUUUUUGUUCUUCCCCUUGGGGCACUUUGAGAAAGGACAGCACUUUUUUUCCUGAUUCUCUUGUAAGAUCAGAGGAUCUUGUGGAAUAAUGUGUGCCUGUAUGAGUGACAGGUAGUGGAGGGCUGAGUCUGACGCAUGCGGACGGUUUAACACAGCUAAAGUAAUGUUAUUGAAAAAGCAAAGUUACUACUGAAUACUCAUCCACGUUGGGUAUAACUUAAGGUUAAGUUGUGCAGUUUAAAAUGUGCACUGACAGAUGAUGUGAAUCCAGCAGCCACCUUGCUUCUGUUUUAUCAGCCUUUUAAAAGCCUGUCUUCAUUUUAUUGUUUUCAUCACUCAUUUUCCCUCAUCUCAAGUCCUCAACGUCCUCACUGAAUAUUUGAUGACGCACAUCUGCAACUGGAUAAAGUUAACUUGAAGUUAGCCAGUAUUCAUAUACAUGAAUGAAGCUGAAUACCGCUUUCGCAGUGUUUCACACUAUGAAAUUAUUUAAUUCCAUUACGUUUCUGCUUCAUUGAAUAAAGUAUUGUUCUACUUUUAGUAAUGAUCAAUAACCCCAUGCCUGCUUCUGCUCAUACUCAUCCCUACCAAAAAUAUUUGGGUCUGUCUCCUGUACUGCGACCAGAUUAGAGGUAAAGCUAUUGUAAAUGUGCAUUUAUAUCAUAAAGUGAUGUGUGUAUACAUUUCUGAAGACAUCUCCAGUGUUCCCUUUGUAUAGACCCCCUGCUGUAUGAUAACCUGAAGUUACAUUUUGUUUGGCACUUGUAUGUAAUUGUAUGCUUUUUGUUAUACAUUUGUAUAUUGAGAAGUGUUUUGAGUCAAGCUAUUUAAUAUCUUGCACUGGUUAUAACAUGUACUUUUCUGUACAGACAGUUUUACGGUUUUAACUGUAGUUUGUGUAAAUACUGAGGGUUACAGCAUGUUUGUUCUCUCCUUUUCUCGCCAUUUUAGUUCUUUUGGAGGAGAAGAUUUGGGUUUUUGUUCUGUUAGGCCUCUUUUAUCAGUUUUAAUAGUUAUGUUUUCUUUCUUUUUUUAAUUCCAUGUUUGUUUUAGUUUGUAUUCUGUUUUAUUGUUUUGUUUUUUCUAGAGCUUGUGCUUGUAAGAAGAGAAUGGUGAUUUGGAUGUGACUGAACUAUUUUCCAACCUGUACAUGGCCUGAAGCUGAAGCUGUAUGAUCCUGUAUGUGGGAAAAAAAGGUUUCGAUCAUAGGUAAAGAGAGAGUAAUAGAGCUUAUUAAAAAAUGCUCAAUAGUAUUUAUUAGGCUCAUCUGAUGAUGGUCAUUGUGUAAUUUAUUGUAAAAAUGUAAGCAAAGCAGAAUUCUCUGUUUGAAAUAAAUACCAUAGUUUGUGAAGUA
Molecule: messenger RNA, 6400 nt
Organism: Betta splendens (Siamese fighting fish)
Lineage: Eukaryota; Metazoa; Chordata; Actinopteri; Anabantiformes; Osphronemidae
Gene: arid4b
Product: AT-rich interaction domain 4B
Exons: 24
Coding region: 210-4169 (1319 amino acids)
Biological process (GO): regulation of transcription by RNA polymerase II
Cellular component (GO): nucleus
Molecular function (GO): transcription cis-regulatory region binding
Source: RefSeq, a predicted model, not a curated record